CUUCAUCCGUUUAACUAAAUUUGACUUUAAAGCAUCUGCAGUCAGUGCUGUUGGUCUUGGCACAUGAUCUCCACAAGUUCAGGAGCUCCCACGGUGUCGUCACCUCUCCUGAACAUUGUUCCCCCCAAACAAACAUGCCUCCAAAAGGCCCUAAACCAACCAGUGAUGAGCUUCUAGCUCAGUUUGACGACCUCGGUCUUGACAAAUCCGGCAACAAAACAUCCAAAGCCAUCGUAUCGGACAACAAGGGCGGACAGGAAGACAUCCUGGCUGAGCUGGACCACCUAGCCACACAGCGUCCAGCCAGUGGACCAGGUACUCCGCGCCUGUCUUCCGAUAAACCUAGGUCAUCUACAAGGUCUCCCCGCCCGAGCGCGACCAUCGACCGACCGACCGAGGACAAGGCGCCGGUCCGCCAGUCUGAGGAGACAGGCCGGUCUUCACGCGCAGAAACCAAGCCAGAACAGCCCAAGGCUGAGUCUGAGAAUGUCCCCGCACAGCAAUCACCCGAGGAGGGUGCCGGCUGGUGGGGUGGAUGGUCCGGAGGGCUGUUUGCAACGGCCACCGCGGCUAUGAAACAGGCCGAGGCAGCUGUCAAGGAGAUUCAGAAUAACGAGGAGGCUCAGAAGUGGGCCCAGCAGGUCAAGGGCAAUGUUGGAGCUCUCCGUGAUCUUGGCGGCGAGCUUCGAGACAGGGCAAUCCCGACAUUCACCAACCUCAUCCACACCCUCGCUCCUCCUAUUUCUUCGCAUGAACGUCUACAAAUUCACGUGACCCACGAUAUGUCCGGCUACCCGGGCAUCGACCCGCUAGUCUAUGCAGUAUUCUCGCGAGUGAUGUCCCAAGUCGAGGGUGGGGACUUGUUGGUGAUCCAGCGGGGUCAGGAGUCAUCCCCGAAGCGCGGGAUCGAUGUUACCGGCUACAUGACCAGUGCCGGCUGGAAUGAUGGGCCCUGGUGGCGGACGGUCACACCUGGACAACCACGGAGCAUCUCUUCCGUGCGAGGCACCGUGGAAGGCUCCAAGCUCGCUCGAGCCAGCGCCGAGUCCUACGCUACCGAGUAUUUCUCGUCCCGUGGCGGAGUCGAAGAGGCCGCGAAGCACGCUUCGGAAGUCCUGAGUGAAUCGAACCCGGUCCGCAGCAGCGAUAUCUUCUUGGCUAUCCAGGCUAUCAGCCAGACUACUUCCAAGGACCUCUUCCAGGCUGGCCCGACGGCCGAGAAGGAUACCGACGGAGCCGUGGAAGCUGAUACGCAAGAAGAGGAGAUAUCCUUCGCGUUAUACCUCCACGACCCCAUGCAUGGCAUUGCCUUCCACGCCAUCUCUCAAAGUAUCCCGCAGACGUGGAUUGAAUGGCUCGAUGCUUCGGUGCCAGCCCCAGAGAACCCCGAGGCCGAGGAUGCUGCGAAUGUUCAGCGUGUUGUGGUUCCCGAAGCCAUCGCCGAGGUCAUUGAGAGUGGAGGUGUCGAUCCCCGCGAGUGGGUUUCGGAGUGGAUUGAGGAAACCCUCUCGUUGACUGCUGGUAUUAUCGCGCAGCGAUACGUGGCUCGGCGAAUGGGCGUCGGCGAGGGAGGUAUUGGCAAGGGCAAGAUGCGAGCUGAGCAGGUGUCAACUGUGGAUAGCGGUGCAGGCGAAGCUGCGCGUGCGCUCUAG
Molecule: messenger RNA, 1652 nt
Organism: Penicillium samsonianum
Lineage: Eukaryota; Fungi; Ascomycota; Eurotiomycetes; Eurotiales; Aspergillaceae
Product: DUF5427 domain-containing protein MTC1
Exons: 2
Coding region: 135-1652 (505 amino acids)
Source: RefSeq, a predicted model, not a curated record